Molecule: messenger RNA, 2279 nt
Organism: Scophthalmus maximus (turbot)
Lineage: Eukaryota; Metazoa; Chordata; Actinopteri; Pleuronectiformes; Scophthalmidae
Product: phosphoglucomutase-1-like
Exons: 11
Coding region: 412-2106 (564 amino acids)
Biological process (GO): carbohydrate metabolic process
Cellular component (GO): cytosol
Molecular function (GO): phosphoglucomutase activity; magnesium ion binding
Source: RefSeq, a predicted model, not a curated record
CCUUCACAGAUGGACAAAUUGCUCCCAUAGCACCUCGGUAACUUCCAGUCAGACACACCCAAACACACACACACACACACACACACACACACACAAACACAAGCACACUCCACUUGAUGUGACUCGGCCUGCAGCCUUGACAGUGAUCCUCCUGCACAUGUGUGCAGGAAGGAGCGUCUUCAGUUACCGCCUCUGCACACACAUUAGUUUGAAAGGUUAUUUUGGGAUUGCAGAAGAACCAGUGUAACCCCCUGCUUUUAGUGAAAUAAAAGGAGGAGUCAGGAUUUGACUCUCCUCUUCUGCCCCUGCGUACCAUUCCCCCAUGUUUAUACUGACAGGGGCUUUUCCUCCAAACAAGAGGUUCCCCAGCUUUUUACGCCACAACAUAGGUUGGAUCUUCCAGUUGAGACAAUGGACAACAGUCCUCUGCAAGUGUUGACCAUCGCUACAGCCCCCUACCCUGACCAGAGACCCGGGACCAGCGGCCUGAGGAAAAGGGUUUCUGUGUUUCAGUCCAGGAGGAACUAUCUGCACAACUUCGUCCAGAGCAUCUUCUCCUCCAUUGACCUGCGCGACCGCCAGGGUUCUACAGUCGUAGUCGGGGGAGAUGGACGCUUCUUUAAUCGAACAGCUAUUGAGGUCAUUGUGCAGAUGGCAGCUGCCAACGGGGUGGGCCGUCUGAUCAUUGGACACCACGGGAUAAUGUCCACACCGGCCGUCUCCUGCGUGAUCCGGAAACACAAAGCCAUUGGCGGCAUCGUCCUCACUGCCAGCCAUAACCCUGGUGGACCCGAUGGAGACUUUGGCAUUAGGUUCAACACUGCAAACGGAGGACCAGCCCAGGAGGCUGUCACAAGCAAGAUCUUUCAAAUCAGCAGAACCAUCGAGGAGUUCGCCAUCUGCCCCGGACUUCGAGUGGAUCUGACAACCCUGGGAAGGCAGACGUUCGAUCUGGAGAACAAGUUCAAACCCUUCACCGUGGAAAUUGUGGACUCGGUGGAAUCCUACGCGAACCUGUUGAGGAAUAUCUUUGACUUUGCCGCCCUGAAGGAGCUUCUGUCUGGAGAGAACCGCAUCAAGAUAAGACUCGACGCCAUGCACGGAGUGGUAGGGCCGUAUGUGAGGAGAAUUCUGUGUGAGGAGCUGGGCUGCCCUGCCAGUUCUGCCAUUAACUGUGUCCCCAUGGAGGAUUUCGGGGGUCAACACCCCGACCCUAACCCCACCUACGCUGUGGAUCUGGUUGAGAGCAUGAGAGAAGGACAGUAUGAUUUCGGUGCAGCUUUUGAUGGCGAUGGGGACCGCAACAUGGUCCUCGGUAAGCACGGCUUUUUCGUCACCCCAUCCGACUCUGUGGCUGUGAUUGCUGAUAACAUCUUUUGCAUCCCGUACUUCCAGCAAACAGGGGUGAGAGGCUUCGCUCGCAGCAUGCCCACAAGUGCAGCCUUAGACAGAGUAGCCAGGGCAACAAAAAUAGAGCUAUAUGAAACUCCCACUGGGUGGAAGUUCUUUGGGAACCUCAUGGACGCAGGCCGGCUGUCUCUCUGUGGAGAGGAAAGCUUCGGUACAGGCGGAGACCAUAUUCGGGAGAAAGAUGGGCUUUGGGCCGUGCUGGCAUGGCUCUCCAUCUUGGCCAACAGAAGGCAGAGUGUGGAGGAGAUUGUUAAGAACCAUUGGCUAAAAUAUGGAAGAAAUUACUUCACCAGAUAUGACUAUGAGAAUGUCGACAUAGACGCAGCCUGUGAGAUGAUGGAGGACGUGGAGAUCAUGAUCGCCGACAAAUCCUUCCUGAAGCAGAGAUUUGCUGUGGAAGACAAAGUCUACCAAGUGGAAAAAGCGGACAACUUUGAGUACACAGAUCCCGUAGACAGCACCAUCUCCAGGAACCAGGGUCUGCGGAUUAUCUUCUCUGAUGGUUCUCGAAUCAUCUACAGACUCAGUGGGACCGGUCGUGCCGGGGCAACAGUGCGAAUCUACAUUGACAGCUACGAGAAGGAGCUGCUUUUUGAAGACACCCAGGUGAUGCUGGCAUCCCUGGCAACAAUCGCUCUGAAGAUUUCCCAGCUCCACCACAGGACAGGCCGAAGCGGCCCAUCGGUCAUCACAUGAUUCCUCCCGUUUUUAAAUCCAUCAUGGCUGAAGUGAUGCCCUCUUCUUUCCAGAUUUGUGUAUGAGCAGAGCUUGAAUUCCAAGUGUAGCUUUACAACAUGCUUUAGUUUGCAUUCUAGUUUGAGCUAUUUUCAAUGACUGUAACAUAUUAAACAGCUUUUUAUUUUUGGGUU